Bufo bufo (common toad) is the source of this 2547-nucleotide messenger RNA. RefSeq names its product ribophorin II (gene RPN2). Bases 146 to 2077 code for a protein of 643 amino acids. Gene Ontology annotation, cellular component: oligosaccharyltransferase complex; membrane. Lineage: Eukaryota; Metazoa; Chordata; Amphibia; Anura; Bufonidae. Gene Ontology annotation, biological process: protein N-linked glycosylation. The record is from RefSeq and is a predicted model, not a curated record. The transcript has 18 exons.
CGGGCGGCGUUUACAGUCUGGGGAUUUUCCUGUCUGGAUUUGGUUGCACCCCCCCAUAGUUCCCAGUCUACGUGUCUGUGUCGCCAGCGCCGGAAAGAGCGAGCGGUCGGUGCGGGUGACGCUGUGAGGGGCGGGAGCGAGCAACAUGGCAGCGGUUCCACAGUCGGCGGUCCUAUUAGUCCUCGCUCUCUUUGCCAUCGUACAUGCUUUGACCCCCAGCCAUUAUCUGAGCCAGGACGAUGUAGAGAGACUUAAAGAUUCUUUGGAACACCCAUUAUCAGACCUGGAGAAUGCCUAUUACUACAUCGCAGGCUUCAAUCAUCUCGGGGCCAGUGUAGCAGAUGAAAAGGCGGCCUGCAAUUUCAUUCGCUCUAAUGUUGAUACCAGUAAUGUGGAUUCUCUGUUCUAUGCUGCUCAAUCCAGUCAGGCCCUGUCCAACUGUGAGGUGCCUAUCUCCAAUGAGACCAGAGACCUGCUGCUUGGUGCCGUCAGUGAGGAUUCCUCUGUCACCCAGAUAUACCAUGCAGUAGGGGCACUCAAUGGCUUUGGCCUCCCUCUGGCCUCACAAGAAGUGGUCGGUGCCCUGACCACGAGACUCAGUAAAGAAGAGAAUGUCCUGGCAACGAUUGAGGCUCUCUUGACCGCUUCUAUGCUGUCCCAGCAAGCUGACCUGCGAGGGAUUGUGGAGGAAAUCGAGGACCUGGUGGCCCGCCUGGAUGACCUGGGUGGUCAGUACCUGCAGUUCGAGGAAGGUCUAGAAGUUACUGCUCUGUUUGUGGCUGCUACAUACAGUUUGUCGGAUCACGUUGGUGUGGAGCCUGCCUUGAAAGAGGACCAGAUUGUGCAGCUAGUAAAUGCCAUCUUCAGCAGGAAGAGCUUUGAUUUCCUCUCGGAAGCCUUCAGCGUGGCCUUUGCAGCUUCUGCCCUGUCCCACAAUCGCUACCACCUUCCACUCAUCGUUGUGCCUGAUGGACCUGCGGCAGUGUCUCACAAACAGCCCCUCCUGAGACUUCUGGUUACCAACGUUCUCUCCCAGCAACUGUCAGAUGCCAAAGUGAAACUGACUCAAGCCAAGUCCAGUAGCACCAAGGCCACAGUUCUGGAGAACGCUGCGUUUACUCCAUCCGGGGACGCCUUUGAACUGAAUUUUAUGGAGUCCAAGCCUGCAAGCGGCUACUAUGACUUCUCAGUGAGUGUGGAGGGUGACGGCCGUUUCCUGGCAAACCAGGUGGAGAUUAAGGUGAAGGUGUCCACAGAAGUUGGAAUCAGCAAUGUAGAUCUCUCCAUUGUGGAUAAAGACCAGAGUAUCUCUCCCAAAACUGCCAGGGUGGCAUUCCCUUCUAAAGCCAAAGGACCAUUCACCUCUGACAGCCACCAAAAUUUUGCCCUGUCUUUCCAGCUUACCGAUGUGAACACAGGAGCCAGCCUGACACCUCAUCAGACAUUUGUUCGCCUGCAUAACCAGAAGACUGGCCAAGAAGUAGUGUUUGUCGCCGAGCCAGACACCAAGGGCACAUACAGAUUUGAGCUUGAUCCAUCUGAAAGGAAGUCUGAGUUUGACUCUGCCUCUGGGACUUACACGCUGUACUUGAUUGUAGGAGAUGCUACUCUGGAGAAUCCCAUCCUGUGGAACAUGGCUGAUGUGGUCAUCAAAUUUCCUGAAGAGGACACCCCAACCCCUUUCCAGAGCAAGACCUUGUUCACCCCCAAACAAGACAUUCAGCACUUAUUCCGGGAGCCUGAGAAGAGGCCACCUACUGUUGUUUCAAACACUUUCACUGCCCUGGUCCUGGCACCACUGCUCCUGCUCUUUAUCCUGUGGGUAAAGAUUGGUGUGAAUAUCUCCAACUUCAGCUUCUCUCCGAGCACACUGGUCUUCCAUCUUGGACAUGCAGCUAUGCUGGGCCUGAUGUAUGUUUAUUGGACUCAGCUGAACAUGUUCCAGACUCUAAAAUACUUGGCCAUACUGGGAAUCGUCACGUUCCUUGCUGGAAACCGCAUGCUUGCUCAGAAAGCAGUCAAGAGGACUGCAGCUGAACAAAGCAGUAGGUUGGCAAAGUAUAGAACACUUCGGUAAUCUGGGGCCUCCCAUGAAGGUAGAAAAAUGAAGUAAGAACAGAUUUGAAAUAAAAAAAGAAACCUCAUGAUGCCAGCGUCAGUUCAUUUGUACACGUUCAAAAUUGCAGUCCAUUAUUUUUUAUUUUAUUAUAUUUUUUUUAUUUUAAUGUGCCCCAAAUGUUUCCGCUGCACUGAUUGUUACAGUCCCUCCGCUGCCCUUGUCCCCUCUUCCUUGAAACCACUGUGAAAUCCAUUCCAGACAUUGUGUACGCUGACAUCAUUGUGCCAGAAGCAGGCUGUGAACCAGCGGGUGGCAAGUCAGUUGCCCGGGCAUCUUCACACAUCUACAGACAGCCAAGUUGGGCUGCCUGGGGAUUGGCACCAUGUUAUUUGGGAGGGGGGCAGUGUGAAGAAUGAAAUUGGGAGAAGAUAAAAAGGGACUUCUGAAAUUUUCUUUCCCUGUUGAUAAUAAAUGGAAGGUGAAUGGGU